UCGCCGCGCCAGUCUCCGCGGUGCGCAGGCGCGGAGGUUUCUCCUUGUCAGUCGGCGCCGCGUGCGGGCUAGUGGCUCUGUGGCGGCGGCGGCGGCGGAGGCGGCGGCUAGUCAUCGGCAUCAUGAACGACUUCAGCAGCGAGGAGCGCGCCGCGCCCUUCACCCUGGAGUACCGAGUCUUCCUCAAAAAUGAAAAAGGACAAUAUAUAUCUCCAUUUCAUGAUGUUCCAAUUUAUGCAGAUAAGGAUGUGUUCCACAUGGUAGUUGAAGUACCACGCUGGUCUAAUGCAAAAAUGGAGAUAGCUACAAAGGACCCUUUAAACCCAAUUAAACAAGAUGUGAAAAAAGGAAAACUCCGUUACGUUGCAAAUUUGUUCCCUUAUAAAGGAUAUAUCUGGAACUAUGGUGCCAUCCCCCAGACUUGGGAAGACCCAGGACACAAUGACAAACACACUGGCUGUUGUGGUGACAAUGACCCCAUUGAUGUGUGUGAAAUUGGAAGUAAGGUAUGUGCAAGAGGUGAAAUAAUUAGGGUGAAAGUUCUGGGCGUACUGGCUAUGAUCGAUGAAGGGGAAACUGACUGGAAAGUCAUUGCCAUUAAUGUGGAUGAUCCUGAUGCAGCCAAUUACAAUGGGAAGCCACACCUGUCAGAUUUUGCAAUUGAUAUUAUUAAAAGCACUCAUGACCAUUGGAGAGCAUUAGUGACAAAGAAAACUGAUGGAAAGGGAAUCAGUUGCAUGAAUACUACAGUGUCUGAGAGCCCCUUCAAGUGUGAUCCCGAUGCUGCCAAAGCUAUUGUGGAUGCUUUACCACCACCAUGCGAAUCUGCCUGCACGGUACCAACAGAUGUGGAUAAGUGGUUCCAUCACCAGAAAAACUAAUGAAUAUUCUGUGGAAUACAAGCUGAUGUUGCUGCAUCUUAUUCAUCUGGAGUAUUAGAUGCAAAAGUAGUAGCUUUUCAAAGCUUUAAAUUCAUAGAACUAAUCUAACUAAAGCAAAUUCUGCUGCGACCAGUAUAUCCAGAAUGUUCUGCAUCUAAAAGCAUUUUUCAUAUCUCAACUAAGGUAACUGUUAGUACAUGUUUCAAUAUCAAAGCAGUUGUUGUAAUUUGGAAAUCAUUUGUGAAUAAAUGUGCAAGACGACUGCAUGUUGGAUGUAUAUGUUUACCAUGUGUUAGAAAAUAAAAUUAUUUUGCUGAAACUUCA
Molecule: messenger RNA, 1205 nt
Organism: Leptonychotes weddellii (Weddell seal)
Lineage: Eukaryota; Metazoa; Chordata; Mammalia; Carnivora; Phocidae
Source: RefSeq, a predicted model, not a curated record